AUGCGUAUUUACUGCGCGUUUAAAGAAGUAAGAAUUAAUAUGGGGACAUGGGGUCUACUUGUGAUGUUUAUUGUUAAAGUUGGCAUAGACAACGUGCACGCAGACUGCAGCUUAUCUCUAGACAAAGAUUUCGGUCAGCCAUCGCCGGUGUUUUUGAAAAAUGGCGGCGUUGUGUCGCCUAAUUCCAAGGGCGUCGUUACUCUGCGACGCUCGGACACACUGCUGGUCGCGUGCCCCGGUAACAGAAGGCAUAUAGUGCUGGACAACAAGACCAGUGGUUAUGAUGAACUGGAGGCCCACUGCAUAAACAACGACACCUUUCGGCUGGACCGAUGGAUCGGGAAGUUCAAAUCCAUCAAGUGCAACGCCCCGCCAUGGUUUACCACCGAGGACACUAAGGAAAAGUGUUAUAGCGCUAACAAAUUAUACAGGGUCGGCUACAAGCUCCGCAAAACGUUUUUCACGUUGUACGAGGCUUGUUUCGACAAGUCCCUCAUGUCUACACUUUACGUCGUACACGAGUUGAGUCCUGACAACAAGCAUCAGCCAGGACAGCGGCCCAACUUCGUAGAAGGCAAUCUGUUCGGCAAAGUGCGCAUGGCGGAGCUGUACAAAUUGAACAAUCAAGUAGACCGCCUGAAUAACGUGUUGGGCGCCAAUAUGUCGCAAGUGUACCUCACCAAGAAACAGUUUCUAUCACGCGGUCACUUAGCUCCGCGCGCGGACUUCCCAUUGCGCGCUGCGCAGCUGGCGUCGUUCCACUACGUCAACACCGCACCGCAAUGGAUGCGUGGCAACGCCGGAGACUGGGCCGCGUUGGAGGAGGCUCUACGCCGCCGCGUCCAGAAGCUGUCCCGACCCGUCACAGUGUACACUGGGACACAUGGAGUGGUGACGCUGGCGGACAACACGGGACGGAUGAAGCCCAUAUAUAUGGACGUAGACGCGAACAACAAUGAGUUGGUGCCUGUCCCAUUAUACUUCUACAAGUUAGUACACGACCCUAAAACGAAGAGAGCGACCGCAUUUAUAACAAUAAACUCUUCGUACUACAGUGACAGCAUGUUAAAGAACCUGACGUUCUGUGACGACAUCUGUGACGGCAACUCAGACUUCAACUGGUUAAAAUGGCGCGCGAACGACGGCACUUUCAGUUUCUGCUGUAGAUACGAGCAGUUCGUCGAGGAAGUUGGACAGCUACCACGUUUACAUGUUGCUGGAGUAUUUUAUUGA
Molecule: messenger RNA, 1233 nt
Organism: Chilo suppressalis (striped riceborer)
Lineage: Eukaryota; Metazoa; Arthropoda; Insecta; Lepidoptera; Crambidae
Source: the annotation of a GenBank genome assembly